UAGCAGCUCUCGGGAAGGGAGAGAGCGAGCAGACAGCGGCCGCCGGUUAUCCAGUGCAGGCUUGUUUUCGUUUCUUUUGUUUGUUUGACAAAAUCAUGUUUUCACAUUGAAUUCACACCGGCUUUAUACUCAGCAUGGGAGACGACGCCGAGGAAGGGAGUUGUACUGUAAAACACGAGCUGACAAAUGCAGGUGUAAUGUGGUGCAUUCCGGAGCGAAAUGAUGGCAGACUGGAACGAAAGGAUUUUAAAAAAACAUCUAACCUCACUGGACACAGAGAAAAAGUUGGAUUAGAAAACUUUGAGCUACUAAAAGUUUUGGGAACAGGAGCAUAUGGGAAAGUUUUCCUGGUCAGAAAAAUCAGUGGCCACGAUGCAAACAAACUCUAUGCAAUGAAAGUGCUUAAGAAGGCCUCCAUUGUACAAAAAGCAAAAACAACUGAGCACAUCAAGACAGAACGGCAGGUGUUAGAACAUAUUCGACAGUCUCCUUUUCUGGUCACAUUGCACUAUGCCUUCCAGACAGACACCAAGCUUCAUCUUAUACUAGACUAUGUAAAUGGUGGUGAGUUGUUUACACAUCUAUACCAAAGGGAACACUUCACAGAAGAGGAAGUUCGAAUCUAUGCAGGAGAGAUUGUGCUCGCACUAGAACACCUCCAUAAGCUUGGCAUCAUAUAUCGAGAUAUCAAGCUUGAAAAUAUUUUAUUGGAUGGUGAUGGUCAUGUCGUUUUGACUGACUUUGGACUCAGCAAGGAAUUUGUCACUUUUGAGAAUGAAAGAACAUAUUCAUUUUGUGGUACCAUUGAAUAUAUGGCACCAGAGAUUAUUCAAGGAGGAAGUAGUGGACAUGAUAAGGCAGUUGAUUGGUGGAGUCUUGGGGUUCUUGUGUAUGAGCUAUUGACGGGAGCUUCGCCUUUCACCGUGGAUGGUGCAAAAAAUUCUCAAGCAGAAAUCUCAAGGCGAAUCUUAAAAAAUGACCCUCCAUUUUCUGUUGAGAUUCAGCCGACUACUAAGAACUUAAUACAGAAACUGCUGAUGAAAGAUCCUAAACAAAGGCUUGGUUCAGGGCCAACUGGAGCUGGAGAGAUAAAAUCUCAUGCCUUUUUCCAGGGCCUAAACUGGAGAGAUUUAUCAACCAAGGCAAUUAAACCUCCAAUCAAACCAGUCAUCCGAAAUGAACUAGAUGUCAGCAACUUUGCAGAGGAGUUUACAAGAAUGGAUCCGGCCUAUUCUCCUGCUGCUCUUCCUCAACAUACAGAUCUAUUUAAGGGUUACUCAUUUGUUGCACCUUCUAUUCUGUUUAAUCGGAAUGCUGUAAUGAAUCAGGCAUGCAACUAUGAUCUGCAGGUGGCCAUGGAACGACCAGACAACUGUACAGUUGCACGAAGUGCAAUGACAAAGGAUUCCCUCUUUUACCAGAACUAUGAAUUGAACAUGAAAGAGAAGCCACUUGGUGAAGGAAGUUUUUCUGUUUGUAGGAAGUGUCGACAUAACAGGACGGGGCAGGAAUACUGUGUCAAGAUCGUCAGUAGACGAAUGGAAACCUGUACACAAAGGGAGAUUGCAGCACUGAAGAUCUUGGGGGCCCAUCCUAACAUUGUGAAACUCUGUGAAGUUUACCACGAUCAGUUGCAUACGUACAUGGUUAUGGAGUUGUUGAAAGGAGGUGAACUGCUCGAACACAUUAGAAAAAGGAAGCAUUUUAGUGAAUCUGAAACCAGCAGGAUUAUGGGCAUGCUUGUGUCUGCAGUUCGUUAUAUGCAUGAUUGUGGAAUUGUGCACCGAGAUUUAAAACCAGAGAAUAUUUUGUUUGCUGAUCAGAAUGAUGGUGCAAUUAUCAAAAUAAUAGAUUUUGGGUUUGCAAGAGUUAAGCCUUCUGACAGCCAGCCUUUAAAGACCCCAUGCUUCACUUUGCAAUAUGCAGCUCCUGAGAUUUUCAAGCAAAAUGGUUAUGAUGAGUCUUGUGACCUAUGGAGUCUUGGAGUAAUAUUAUAUACAAUGUUGUCAGGACUGAUCCCUUUCCAAAGUAUGCAGCAAACAGUGCUAUCAAGUACUGAUGAAAUAACAAGAACAUUAAAGGAGGGAAACUUUUCACUUGCUGGGGAAACCUGGAACAAUGUUUCACAAGAAGCAAAGGAACUUGUGCAAGGUUUACUUACUGUGGAUCCAAACUCUCGUCUGAAGUUAUCCAGCUCAAGUUUCAACAACUGGUUUCAAAAAAUCCAUUGUUCGUCCUCUAAUCCAUUGAUGUCUCCAAAUAUUCUUGAAUCUUCUGCCAAUAGCUACUUCAAGGCUUCUUUUAUGGCCUUUAAUAAAUGCAAGAGAGAAGGAUUUUUCCUUCAAAGUGUUGAAAAUGCUCCUUUGGCAAAGCGGCGAAAGAUGAAGAAAAGUAGCACAAGUACAGAGACUCGGAGCAGUUCGAGUGAAAGCUCAGUUUCUUCCUCAUCCCAAUCUCAUGGCAGAACAUCUCCUAUAUGCAUUGUCCAAGUUCCUUUACCAGCAAAAAAAUCUGUGUGUGUCUUCCAGUUUUCCGAAACUUUAAAUAGCAGUUUCAAUGAUACUUCUGUCUAGCUAGUUUAAGAACAAUCUUCAAGUAUUUAUUCCUUUUCAAGAAUGAGUAGCAGCUGUGCCUUCAGCCACCAAGGCCCCAAAUUGUGGAUUCCCUCCCUAUGCCCUUCUGAUCCUCCACCCUUUCUCCACUGUAUCUCCCUGUCCUCUCUCCCAUCUACUCAACUUCUGCUGUCCUUCAUGAAGGGCCUCCUUUAAACCCACCUCUUUCUCCAAGUUUUUGAUCACCCUUCCUUAGUCUUUCCUCCUUUGGCCAGUGUCUAUUUUCCCUAGCACCUCUGUGAAGUGCUUGGGACAUUUUUCUCAUCAAAAACGCUAUAAAUGCAAGCUGUUAAUUGUAUCUAGUCAUUAUUUUUAAAAAGGGCUUAAGGAGUAAAUUUGUUUUGAAAGCACGAUAAAGGAUUCUUGUAAGUUACCCAAACAAUAAAGCUUGUUUUUUGAUACAAGGAGGAGCAGCUUUAGUAUGCAAAUUUGAAAUAACCAUGAGUGGCUUACAGUUAAAAAGUACAGAGGUUAAUGGUGAACUGGUGAUGGUGUCUCUGGUGUGUUUCUAUUGUGAAGGUGAAUCAUCUCAUGCUUGUAUUGUGUGUAGCUGUGAUUCCUGUUUUGCCUGGGUACAAUGUCUGUCUUACUGUUCAAUGUUGGUAGGAAGUUUUGAUAUCUGACCUAGAGAAAGAGUGAAUUGGGACAUAGAAAAGGAUUUUUUUCCGAUAAGCAACUUCAGUGACAUAAUCCUACCCCAAUUUAAAGGCUUCCUGAUUAAUGCGGUGUGAGAGAGAAAACAUAAGGGCUGGAGACAGAGAUAAUUAGAGGGGAAUGGGUUGAACAGAUGGACACCAGUUUUUAGAAUUAUGGAGGGACAGGGUGGGAUAUUUAUGAACUGCGUGAGUGUCAGAGUGUGCCUGAUAUAUUUUUUAGUAUUUUUUAAAAUUAACAUUAUCAAUAUGAUGCUCCAAAAGUUAAGAGUCUAGAAUUGUUGAAAAUAAUACAACCCAAUCAUGGAAAAUGAAAUUAUCUGAUACUUGCCAAAUUGUGGCUUUGUAGGACCAUAAUGGUGCCACGGAUGGAGUUUUCAGAAUGGAGGAAAAGCAGCAACCAUGAGAAGGGCAGCUUCUGGGAGAGGCAUUCACCCAUUGGCAGUUUCAUUUCUGAUGUUUUUGGUUUGUGUCAGGCUUCAGUACAAUGUUGCUGUAAAGCAGAUGAAUCUUGUUGAGCAGGAAGCAAUAAGUUAGCCCAAACCUGGAAGCAUUGAGGGUUGUGGAGCUGGUUGAGCCAUAUCAGAAAACAUAUAGAUUGAGGCAUGCAACCAGGAUUGAAAAAAGAGUCUUGUGUGUUAAACUUAUUUUUGAAUUUGAGAAAACAGGCAUGAGCUGAGAUUGAUAGACUGAGAUGGAACAAUGCAUACAUUAUCGUGUUGGAUGAGAAUAUAGUUGGCUUCAGAAUAGUCUGUAAGAUGACAGACUUUUUAAAGCAAUUAUGAGUGUAUCUUUUGUGUUCUUUGCUAGGAAUUUGGGAAUCACAGUGAGCAUAGACUUUACAAAUGCGCUAAUCAGAAGAAAAGUAGACAGCCCACAGAAAAUAUAGUUGCUGUGAAGAAGAGACAGAGCUAAAGGCAGAUUUAAAGUAGGCUGACCUCUUGGAGCUAAACUUAUUGAUCAGGUUUUCAAUAGGAGAUGGGUGACUUUAUGGAGAAGGUGAAAGAUCAUUUUUGUAUGUUUUAGUUUUUAAAUCUUCAGUCAUAAAUUGUAUUUUUCAGGGUUAUUCAGUUAGUAGCUCAGGCAAUAAUGUAGCUGUUAAAGGAAUUCACAAAAGAAUUGUUUCAGUAAUUUUAUUUGUCUGUUUUUUGUACGACUUUGUUUAUGAAUGGUAGUUUGGUAAAAAUUUGAAGGAUUUAUUUGUCAGUUUUUUUCCUGUUAACUCGUUCCUAUUGGUACAUUGUUAUACUUUCAAUUCAAUUAGAUUUACUUGUGAAUCAAAACAGAUAAGUUGUUAUUUCAGGCAAUUGCAAAAUUAACAGAUGUAUGAUACUUCGAGGUCUAACACCUCUGAGGCCACACUUUCAGUUGUGACACCUUUGAAAGGGUUAAUGCUAUGGACAUACACUAGGUGCAAGAAAUUAAUUAUAUAGAUGGUGAAAUCUAUUUAAGUAAACCGGGCAAAAUAGAUUUUUCAGUAUAAGCUAUUAAAAUAAAGCAAUAAUGUAUAUUUGUUUUUUCUAAAUAUGCACUGUGAUGAAUACAAUACUUCAAAUAUAUAAGUACUUAUUUUCUUCAGAUAAAUUUCAUUUCAUAUCCAGGAAAGGGAAAUCUGCUUCCAUUACUUUGAUUAUGUACCAGUUAUGUGAAAACUGGUAGGUUUUUAAUAGUUUACAGACAAGACUUCAGAACUGUUGAAAAUAUUUAUUUGAAAGUAGCUUUAAACUGUUGUUAUAAGCUCAUUUUGAAUUAUUUUAGUAAUAUAUUCUAGCUGGUCUAGGAAAAGAAUACAGCCUUAACUGUUGCUUGCAAACUAUUUUUGUUCUAUAUGUCUGUGACUGUUAAUUAUUGUUAAUCACGUAGCAUCUCAUUUCUUUACACAAAGCAACUAUCUUCCUAAUAUGCUCUUUCUCUAAAUAUAUGCUUUGUUGUGAUUUUUACAAGGUUUGAUUCUUUUUUGUGAAAUUGAAUUUUAAAUUAAUUUACUUGUGUUCCGUUAAAGUGACUGGGUAUAGGGAACAAAAACAUUUCAUGCAACGAAAAGUUCUUUACACAGUGAUAAACUGCUUAUGUGUUUUACAAUAAACUAUUUCAAGAACA
Carcharodon carcharias (great white shark) is the source of this 5365-nucleotide messenger RNA. RefSeq names its product ribosomal protein S6 kinase alpha-5-like. Gene Ontology annotation, biological process: protein phosphorylation; intracellular signal transduction; regulation of DNA-templated transcription. The record is from RefSeq and is a predicted model, not a curated record. Gene Ontology annotation, molecular function: ATP binding; protein serine/threonine kinase activity; magnesium ion binding. The coding region runs from base 135 to 2573 and encodes 812 amino acids. The transcript has 18 exons. NCBI's taxonomy places the organism in Eukaryota, Metazoa, Chordata, Chondrichthyes, Lamniformes, Lamnidae.